CUUUGUUUCUGUUUCUCUCUCCUCAAGUCAAACGAAAUGGACAAGUCAGAUCUCGAGGAAUAUCAACUCAAGCUUACACAAGUUGAGGCCGCCUUGCAAGCUGAUCCCGACAACGCUGAACUCGCAGCCCUUCAUUCAGAGCUGAAAGAGCUCAUCGAGCUUGCUCAGGCCGCUAUCGCCCAAGCCGAAGCAGCCUCCUCUUCAUCCAAAUCUGACAACAAAAAGGCUUCGUCUUCUACAUCCACCCCUGCGCAUGUAUGGUCAGCAGGAGACGACUGCCUAGCACGAUAUUCUGCCGACGGACAGUGGUAUCCUGCACGAAUCACAUUUGUCGGCGGUGCUGCCGACAACCGGGUGUACAGCAUCGUGUUCAAGGGGUACAACACAACCGAACUAGUCAAAUCUACCGACCUGAAACCAUUACCCGCAAACUAUGCUAGCACGGCACCCGUCACCGGCAAACGAAAGCUAACGAAAGCCGAGGAAGAGGAGCGGGAAAGGAAGAAGAAGAAGAAUGAGAAAAAGCUGGAGAUGAAAGCUCAGAAAGCGAAGGAGCAGGCCGCGAAACAGCAAUCGUGGCAGAAGUUCGCCAAGAAGUCGGAAAAGAAGGGCAUCCAUAUUGCUGGUGUAGCGGGGACUAGUAUCUUCAAGACUCCAGACAACCCUAUGGGAAGAGUUGGAGUAACAGGCAGUGGCAGAGGAAUGACAGAGGUGGCUGCUAAGACGAAACACAAGUUUGAGGGAGCAGGUGAAGAGCUCUGA
Molecule: messenger RNA, 762 nt
Organism: Coprinopsis cinerea okayama7#130
Lineage: Eukaryota; Fungi; Basidiomycota; Agaricomycetes; Agaricales; Psathyrellaceae
Exons: 2
Coding region: 37-762 (241 amino acids)
Biological process (GO): negative regulation of DNA-templated transcription
Molecular function (GO): DNA-binding transcription factor activity
Source: RefSeq, a predicted model, not a curated record